This is a messenger RNA of Photinus pyralis (common eastern firefly), 2532 nucleotides long. Its product is annotated as SET and MYND domain-containing protein 4-like. Gene Ontology annotation, molecular function: protein binding. Lineage: Eukaryota; Metazoa; Arthropoda; Insecta; Coleoptera; Lampyridae. The record is from RefSeq and is a predicted model, not a curated record. The coding region runs from base 564 to 2531 and encodes 655 amino acids. The transcript has 4 exons.
CUAAGAUUUUCCAUAUCAAAUUUGUGGUUCCAAGUUAGAUGUUUUGCACAAAAUUUUACAAUAGGUACAAGUAUCCUCCAAGCGUCAUGCGUAAUAAUAAUAUAUAAGUAAUAUAAAACCGUCAGAUUACAGUAAACAUAUUUAAUUUAAAUUUAACGUAGGACAUUUCCUUUAAAUUUUUGAGUGAUCGUCGUAUAUCAGGGAAAAUAUAUUAGUGGAAAUUGGUAUUUUAAAUCAAAUCUAUUCUCGGUAAUUUUCAAUGUAAUCGAUUCAGCUUGUCGGACACCCUGUAUACUGUAGAUAUGUGAUCAUUUCCCUUAAAAUAUCAUUUGUACAUUUUUGAAAAAAAAUAAUCCGUACGGAAUAGGCACUUAUAGGUAGGUAUGUACCUACUUACUUUCUGUCAGACGAAAGUACACUAAAUGCGAACAAAUGUUAAGAGGAAGUCAUCCAUUCUAUAAAUAGCUUAACUUAAAACAUCCACCACGUUGAUUCUGUUCUGGAACCGAUCCAAAUAUGUAUAAAGUAUAACACGAAACGUGCCCGUAUUCUUAUUUAAAAAAAUGAAGCAAAUUAGUAAUUUUUUUAAUCAAAAUUAUGCGGAACUGUUGAAUAAAUUAACCGGCCAGCUUUACGAAAAAUUUGAAAAUACUGCGGAUGAAGACGAGCGCGUCAAAUUAUUAUAUCCGCAUUUGCAAUGCAUCCUUAUAAAGCCCGAAAUUUAUGGAAAAAGUAUGGAAGACGCCUUAAAGGAAAAGUCGGAUGGCAAUGCUUAUUUUGUUAAAAAUGAUUGCGGUAGUGCCUUAAAUUGUUACUCGACCGGCGUUUUAAAAUGUCCUCAAAACUCUUUAGAAUCACGGAAGCUACUAGCAAUUUUAGUUGCAAAUCGGAGUGCCUGUCUAUACGAUCUUAGGCAGUACGAGGCAACACUGAGCGAUAUAAAUUACGUAACCCACCUAAACGUCUAUCCAGAACACCUGAAAUACAAGCUAUUUUUUCGGGAAGCAAAAUGUUACACCUUGAUCUCCAGUAAAAUACACCUGGCUGGGCCCUCCUAUAAACUAGCGUUGGAUUAUCUCGACUUAUCCACAUUAGACAAAAGCGCGAUCGAGAAGAAAAAGCUGGAAGUAAGGAACGCUUUGAAAAGUCUCGAUAAUUUGAAGCGAAAGGAAACGAAAGAAAAAAUCGUUCACUUUAAAUGCAACCCACUGUUUCCGUCUGCGAGUGCGUCUGUCAUGUUCGAUUUUGAGCCAGAUUUAGGCCGAUUUGCGCGUGCAGCUUGCGAUAUCGAAGCGGGCGAAAUUAUCGUACAGGAACCGGCGCAUUGUGCAGUUUUGGCAACUAAAUUCUCACUAACAAACUGCCAGUAUUGCACAAAGUCGACAAACGCUCCACUUCCAUGCGAAAAGUGCGCCAAUGUGUGCUUCUGCAGCUUCGACUGCAAGUCUGCAGCAUCCGUCUACCACCGGUAUGAGUGCGGUUUGCACCAUACAAUAGCGGAGUCUCAAGCGUCCAUUAACUGCUUGAUGGCGUUGCGAAUGAUCACCCAAAGUAGUAUUAGCCAGCUGGAGACCGUGAUUAAACAUAUUGCAAUCUCACCACAAAUCCAUACAUUCAAUAACUAUGCAUGUGUGUAUUCUUUGUGUCGCAACGAGCAAUUACGAAACACGAAACAGUACUUCCAUUACACCAUUAUGGCAGUCUACCUCCUACGUGUACUAAAAACAACCUCCUACUUUGGCUCAACUUCCCAAGACAAUAAACUAACAGAUGACGAAGUUUUCAUAUGUAAAUUAAUCCUCCACAACCUGGAGAUGCUUCAAUUUAAUGCACAUGAAGUAUCCGAAUUGCACCAAGCUCCCCCGGGACCUCUGGACUCUCAAGAUGAGCCGAACUUUAAAGCAAUAUACGUGGGUGGAGGAUUAUACCCGACUCUAGCGUUCUUCAACCACUCUUGUGAUCCGUGCAUAGUUAGGUACAACAUAGGGUCAAAGAUGAUCGCAAAAACUGUCAAACCAAUUAGAAAAGGGGAAGUGAUUUACGAAAAUUACGGACCGAUUUAUACAAAUUCGCCCAAGGCUGAAAGGCAGCAGUUUCUGUUGGAAAAUUACUGGUUCACUUGCCAUUGUAAAGCGUGCGAACAGGACUGGCCACUGUUUAAAGAAAUGGAAGAUAAUGUUAUUAAAAUUCCCUGCAAAAAUACUAAAUGUGCUAACUUUUUCUUCCUGAACGAUAAUGUUGAUAAUCCCUCCAUCAGAUGUACAUCCUGCAAUAGUUUGAUCAACCUUUUUCCACAUCUUAAAGCGCUGGCCGAUUUGGAAAAUAUUUUAUUUGAAGCUGAAGGGCGCUACAAGGAAAAUAAUUACACGGAGGCUAUGGACCUAUACUUAAAAGCGAUGAAAAUUUAUUUUAAGAACACCGUACCACCAUUUCCAGAUUGGGUCAAAGUGCAGCAACGUUUAAGAACGUGUUUUGUGAGUUUUGGAAAUAGGUGUGCUAAUUAUGAUAAGAUUAAAAAAAUUGAUGAAUGAA